UGCUGUGGCGGUGCGUGGCGAGGAUGGCAGAGUCGAGGCGCGUGCCGCCGCCGCCGGAAGGGGGGACGCCGCCGGCGCCGGCGCGGGACCUCAGUGAGGCGCCGGCCGACGCCAUGUGCAGUGUGGUGGAGGGCGACGGCGACGGCGACGAGCCGGUGAUGACGACCUCGUACGAGGAGUGGGCAGCCGUCGCCGACGACGAGGACCAGAUCAGAACAAUCGCCACGGCGGACCUGAUGGAGUUUUACGCCAACGAGAUCGUGCACGACCUGGCGCACCGGCCGUACCUCGAGCUGGGCUGCCACUCCGACUCUGACUCGGAGCCGGUCAACGUCUACAGCGGGCUGGAGACGAUAGUCGAGGAGACCUCAGACGACAUGCGCAGCGACACGGAGAGCCUGCGCUCGGGCCCGGCCAGCUGGGCCUGGUCGCAGGACUCGGCCGACGUCGAGACCGUCAUCGACGCCGGCGGUGGCCGCGACUCCCGCUUCGAAGAUGACUUCAACCCGAUGGCCGGGCUGGACGCGGCGCUGGCGACCACAGGUAAACUCUCGCACGGCGCACCGGCGCCCGGCGCCGACGGCCGCCUCCCCGAUCUCAAAUACAAACAGCUGUUCGAUUUCGAGGCGUUUCUCAAGUCGGGCGGCACGGACCCGAGCCUCCUGGGCAUCGGACCGCCGUCGCCGUCCCAGCUGCCGUCGCUGGACACGACGUUCAGCACCAGCGCCACCCUGUACCCGUUCUCGGACACGGCCCAGGCGGCGCCACCGUCGCCGCCCUGCCCGGCGCGUCAGGCAACGUCCGAGUUCCGGCUGGGUCGGGUCGAGCGCUCCUACUACACGAACCCGUUCGUCAGCCUGCCGCCGUGUUCGGCCGAGGGGCCGCCAGAGCUGGUGUUCAGCCUCGAGGACGUGCUGGACCACCGGUCGGCGGCCGCCGGCGCGCCUGGGAACGGCGCCGAGCGCGCUCCCACCGGCGGCGCGCCGAACGCCGUCCGCGAGGAUCGGUCGGUAGCCGGCGAUUUACAGCCGGGUGGCGGCGCCGGCGGCGCCAAGGUCCUGGGAGCGCCCGGUAACGGCUCAUUUGGGGUCGCCGCGGCGGAGCGAGCCGCCGCCGGCGGUGGCGUGCGUCCCAGUGACGGCCGCGCAUCGGAGGCGGUCGGCUGCGAGUCGGCGUCGGAGCGCGCGCCUGGCACGACCCCCGCCGCCGCCAUCGAUUCCAAGUGGGACCUGGGCAGCUGCGAGGACUUUGAGAACCUGAACCGACGCAUCGAGUCGCUAACGUACGACUUCGAGGAGGAGGAGCGGCGCAGUCUGGAGUACAUCGUGGACGACGAGGGGCCGGAGCGGCGCCCGGCGCCGCUGGAGGCCGAUGAGGAGGAGGAGGCGCCGGCGCGCGCGCGUGACCCACGCGUGAAGCGCUUCCACAGCUUCGGCGACCUGAGCAUGAUCACGGAGGACGAGCUGCAGGAAGCAGGCAGCGAGCAGAGUCUCACCAACAGCGACACGGAGAAGGGGUCGAAGCCGGCCUCGCCCGGCUCGGCCGACUCGGCCGGCGGCGCGGGCGAGCGGCGCCAGCGGCGGCCGACCCGCCUGGGGCUCCUGAGGCAUUCAAGCGAAAACCUCAGCGAAGACUCAGGCUACGGCGACCACACGGUCGACCGCGUCAGUCCCCAGGACCCCUCCGGCCGCUCCGCCAGCCUUCCGCAGAGCAGCUCGCCGCCGGCGACGCGCGCCUCGCCGCCCAAGCGGCCCAGUCCGCUCGGCCGACUGUCAAAGUCGACCUCCGACCUGAGCCCGUCGUCGCAGCGGCGCCGUCGCCUGCUCGAGCUGAUUUCGCGCGACGAGGAGCGGCGCGCGCGCCUCUACGCCGACACGGACGUGGAGAGCGUGCUCGUGCUGCUGGAGAACGAGGAGAGCAACUCAGUGAUCCAGUUCGAGCGCAUUAAGGAGGCGUUCCUGGAGAAGGGCACGUACAACAUUUACGACGACAUGGUGAGUUGGCGCUCGCCGCAGAAGGCGUUUGGCCGCACGCGCUCCACGCCUGACCUGUCGCUGGAUUUGUCGGCGGAGGAAGCGGCCGACGGCUGGGCGGCGAUCGUGCAGGAGUCGCCGCGACCGCGCUGUUUUGAAAAGUUGGCGCCGUCGGCGCAGGAAACCCACAGCCUGUGGAACCUGUCGGGAGUGCGCGAUGUGGCCGCGCCGGACGAGGUCACGUGCGACUGGCAGCGCUCGCGCAACCGCAACGGCGCCUGGCUGUUGAGCAAGAGCGUGCAGGACCUGUGGUCGGCGGACAACAUGGACUCGCCGCGCCGGCUCGACUACUACAACCAGACGAUGGAGUGGCCCGGCAGCGGGGACUACCUGGCCUGCGAGCCGGACGAGUACUGGGCGCGGGCCGCUUCGCCACGCCGGCCGCCGGCCACGCCGCUAAAUUUAGACGCGCCAGGCGGCGGCCCCGUGUGCGCCGAAGUGAGCUUCUGCCAGGCGGCCGACGUGUGCUCCGGCUGGUUACAGGCCAGUAUGGAGCCGGAGGCGAGCGAGCAGCGGUCACUGAACGGCCAGUUCUUCGAGCCGACGCCGGCCGGCCCGCUGCGGACGAUGAGCGCCAACAACUCGUUCACGGCGCGCGUGCCGGUGAAGGCGUACGGGGCGCGCAACGAUGUGGAGGUGUACAUCAACCGCGCGCCGGCGCCGGCGCCGGGUCCGAAGCCGGACAAGGCGGAGAAGCCGGAGAAGCCGCCCAAAACGUCCGUGCUCGUGCGGCUGGGCCUGGGCCGGCUGUCGGGCGGCAGGUCCAAGCCGAAGGUGCCGCCCAAGCCGGAGAGCAUCAAGCCGGCGUCUCGCUCGCCGUCGCCGCGUUCGCCACCGUCGGAGCUGCCCAGUCCGAUCGCCUCGACGCCGAACGACGACUCGCGCCGCUCGGUGUCGCCGUUCGGUGCAGACGCGGCCACCUCCACGCCGCAGGCGGUUGAGGAGUCGCCGCCGCUGCCGCCGCCGCCGCCGGCGCCGGCUAAGGCGGAGUUCCGCGCGCCGCCCAGCCCCGUCGUACGGGCCAAGUCGCUGUCGCUGCCCAAGCUGGAGCAGCAGCGCGUGAUCCCGCUGCGCUCGGUGCCCGCGGCGCCCAUCCCCGACUCGGUGGCGGCGACGGCGCGGCCGGGCGGCGCCGCGGCCGAGAUCAAAGACGCGUUCGAGCGGUUCCGGCAGCGCGCGCGCGAGGAUCGCGAGCGGCUGGCCAAGAGCACGCCCAACCUCAGCCUGAUCGAGACGGCGACGCGGAGUCUGGUGCGGCCGCUGCCGCUGCCGCCGCCGCCGCCGCCGGCGCCCGCCCGGCCGCCUAUUGAUCGGCCGUCAGGCCGCGCCGAGCAGCGGUGCGCCGACCACGACGACGACCACUCGGUGACGCUCCAGGAGGAGGGCAAUGUGGUCAUUCUGCACGCGGCGGGCGGCGCGCGCGCGGCGCGGCCCAGCAAGAGCCGGGACAGGUUCGCGCAGCGGCGUGCGGCCGCGCUGGCCCGGGCUCGCAGCCGGAGCGUGGGCGUGCUAGAGACCGACCUGGACUCGCCGUCGGCGGGCCAGCGGCCGCCGCCGGAGACGGACCUGGACGCCAUCGUGCGCAGCCUGCAGGAGUGCAUCGACGAGGCGUCUCCCAACAAGGAGAAGGCCAAGAGCCUGCUCAACCUGGACAAGAACAUGGAGUUCACGCUGGCGCAGGGCGUCGACUCGCGCGCCAAGUCGAUGGAGUUCCUGCUGGACGACGAGAACAAGAGCGCCGUGCAGCCGCCGGAGAAUCAGCUGAUGCGCGGGGACCGCCAGCUGAGUGAGCACGAGCUGCGCUUCCAGCGGUCGCUGCGCAACCUCAACACGCCCGAGUGGUACAAGAAGUCCAGCAAGCCGGACACGUCGUUGCGACGGGACUAUGGCUCGGGCUCGCUGGCAGGCGGCUGGUCCGGCUUCAACUCCAAGUCGACGUCGAAGGAGAGCCUGCAGUCGAGCCGGUGCACCACGCCCACCGCCCAGUCCAAGGUGGUGAUCCCGACGCGCGUGCGGCCGCCCGACUGGCGCUACGUGCGCGCCACCUCGCGGGAGAGCCUCACCAGUCCGGGCUCCGGCGCCGCCUCGCCAGCGCCCAGCGACCGCAGCGGCCUCUACUACGGCGGCGCGUACCGGGCCGGCUCGGCGCGUGUCUCGCAGACCAGCAGCGGCACGCAGAGCCCCGUCGGCAGCGCCGGCGGCAGCCUGGGCGGCACCGGCCGCAGCCUCGGACACCGGCCCGCCUACCUGGGCUGGCGCAGCCAGGAGCGCCUCAGCCAGGGCUACCAGACGCCGGUCGACCGGCUGGCCAGCAGCUUCGGACGCAACCGCAGUGAGGGCAACCUGAGCGGCGCGCGGCUGAGCCUACCGCGCGACCGCAGCGCCGGCAGCAGCGGCUCGGUCGGGCCGCCGCGCCAGCAGCCCGACCUGGACGUGCACAGCUCGAUCAAGGAGGUGACCAGCGCCAUAGUGCAUUACUUUGACUCGACGGCGUCGUCCAACGGCGGCAGUGUGAGUGACAUGGGCCGCUCUGGCUCGCCGCGGCCGCGGCACCGCUCGCCGGCCGGCGCGCGCGGCUCGCGGUCCGGCUCGCCGUCCAGGGCGCGGCCCGUCUGGCUGGAGACGGCGUUCGUCGGCACCAAGCCGACGGACGAGCCGACGACACCGGAGGCGGCCGGCGCCGUGCUGACCGACACGCUGGCGGGCGGUGGCGGCUCGCCGGCGCCGGCCGACGCCCCGCCGCCGCCGCCCUCCAGCGCCCCGCCCCCCCGCUCCGAUGCCAAGGGCGACCAUUACGAGCUCGGUGAGUUGCUGAUGCACCUUCGUCUCGUGUUGAUGCUCGUGUCGAGCAGGCUUAGUGAGCAAGGGGGCGGGCGGCCGGCGCCGGCGGCGCGGCGCGGCUCGUCCGUCACUGUGGAGGACGUGCUGGACUCGCUGCUGGCGUUGCCGGGCGGCGCGACCGGGGCCCCGCGGCGCAGCAGCUCCACCAGCAGCAAGGGAUCGCGGCGGGGCGCCUCACCCUCGCGUGUGCUCUACGAGACGUCGCUGGUGGGCACGCGGUACUACGACUGCUCGCCGUCGGCGCCCGAGGAGGCGCCCAGCCGGAACGGGCACCUGGCGAACGCGGCACCGCCGCCGGCGGCCGGCCGGGGCUGGAGCGGCCCGGCGCCGGCCUCGCCGCCCGAGCCGCGGCCCAACGCCAUCACGACCGUGGCCUGGGUUAACAGCGAGCCGGAGCCGCACUGGGAGGAGCUGUACGGCGGCAGCAAGGGCAGCGCCGACUCGGGCAGCGCCGAGCACAAGCACAGCGGCAGCACCGACAACUGCGCCUCGAGCGGCGACUCGCUGCAGGCGCAGGUCAGCUCGCCGACGGCCGAGCGCCGGCUCAGCGACUCGAUCGACGGCCACAAGGUGCGCUUCGAUGUGUCAGACGACGACUGGCAGCCGGGCGAGGCCGGCGAGCGCGAGGUGACGCUGGAGGAGCUCGGCCGCCGGCUGCCCCUCGCCGACGACGUGUCCGACGUCGACGCCGACACGGACCGCUCGGCCGCCACCACCACGCCCGUCGAGAACGACGUCAAGGAGGGCGACGAGGGCGUCGAGCCCGACUCGUUCAUCACCAUCAAGUGCAAGAACUCGAUGUGCCUGCGGACGACCAACCUGACCGAGGCGAAGACCGUGUUCAAAAUGUGCCACAACUGUGAGACGUUCUAUUGCUCGCGCGACUGCCGGCGCGCGCACUGGGACCGCCACCGGCGCGUGUGCGCCGCCAUUCGCGCGCAGACCAUGUCCAAGCAGAUCAUCAUGAAGAUCAAGGAGGACGAGAACCUGCUGCUGGAGUUCUCGCGCACGGCGCGGCAGGGCUUCCUCACUCACGGGCGCGGUCUGCUGAAGGUGUUCUUCCCCAGCCCCGAGUCGGCCGACGACUUCCUGGCCAAGGAGAACGGCACCGCCUCCGAGGCGCUCUACAUCAAGUGGCAGGACCUGCUGCCGCGCGAGAUGGGCCACCUCGUCUACCGCGAGAUCAUCGACCUGUGCAAGGCGUACAACCCCGAGUCGCGCCUCGUGCUCUACAUUGUGAUUUGCGUGUUUAACGAGAUGCCUCUGAGCGGUGCGGCCAAGUGGGAGCGCCAAAUCAUCCCGCGCUGCGCCAAACUCAAACUGAGCCCGCUGCUGGGCGGCCGCUCGCCGCAGCGUAAGCCGUCGCCCAAGAUCACGCGUGAGCUCGACGAGCUGGAGACGCUGAUCCUAAUCUCGCUGCCAAACUCGCUGCCGCACAUGGCGGCGGAGCGCGCGCGCGAGGUCAACUUCCUGAACAUCCUGCGCCACCUGCGCGCGCGCGGUGCCAGCUUACGUCGCGACUACCCGGAGGUGUACAACAGGCUGUGUGCCUACUCGGAGAAGAACGUGCCCUUCUCGCCCACCACCAUCUACCCCAAGGACACGGGCACGGGCAACACGUUCAUGUGUCUCAUCAUGCCCGACGCGACGCCGGAGCAGCUGCUGAAGAUCCCGCGCGACUGCGGCAAGGUUAAAACGAUCAAUAUCAGCCUGGACCGGGCCGAGUGACUGGAGGCCGGCCUCGCCCCCAUCCCGGCCGUCGAGCCUCGUCGCUAACUGUUCUUGUUAUUGUUGGUGAUUUUUAAUAAUUUAGUACACAAGCAGCGAGCAGGUGUUAGCAGCCUCAUUCGGUGUCGCUGUGGGUGCUGUAGCCUUGCGCGCGCCAGUCGG
Messenger RNA from Pollicipes pollicipes, 6764 nucleotides. RefSeq lists its product as uncharacterized. NCBI's taxonomy places the organism in Eukaryota, Metazoa, Arthropoda, Thecostraca, Pollicipedomorpha, Pollicipedidae. Gene Ontology annotation, biological process: cell-cell junction organization. Bases 24 to 6602 code for a protein of 2192 amino acids. Gene Ontology annotation, cellular component: apical junction complex; plasma membrane. The record is from RefSeq and is a predicted model, not a curated record. The transcript is spliced from 16 exons.